GCGAAGGCGGAGCUGACAGAAGGGAGCGGACGGGCGCCUGGCCGCCUGUGGUCCGUGCGUUGGCUGAGCCGGCCGCGGGCGCGACCGGAGGCAGUCAUUGCUAUUCUGCUUUUAUGACUUGGAGAUAUUGGCUUCGGUUCUUUAGAUUCUUCAGCAACCCUGGAGACACAUUUCUGUUGCUAUGGCAAUGACGGCAGGGACUACAACCACCUUCCCUAUGAGCAACCAUACCCGGGAGAGGGUGACUGUGGCCAAGCUCACGCUGGAGAAUUUUUACAGCAACUUAAUUUUACAGCAUGAAGAGAGAGAAACCAGGCAGAAGAAAUUAGAAGUGGCCAUGGAAGAAGAAGGAUUAGCAGAUGAAGAGAAAAAGUUACGCCGAUCCCAACAUGCUCGCAAGGAAACAGAGUUCUUACGGCUCAAGAGGACCAGACUUGGCUUGGAUGACUUUGAGUCUCUGAAAGUUAUAGGAAGAGGAGCAUUUGGAGAGGUGCGGCUGGUCCAGAAGAAAGAUACAGGCCAUAUCUAUGCAAUGAAGAUAUUGAGAAAAGCUGAUAUGCUUGAAAAAGAGCAGGUGGCUCAUAUUCGAGCAGAAAGAGAUAUUUUGGUAGAAGCAGAUGGUGCCUGGGUGGUGAAGAUGUUUUACAGUUUUCAAGAUAAGAGGAACCUUUAUCUAAUCAUGGAAUUUCUCCCUGGAGGUGACAUGAUGACAUUGCUAAUGAAGAAAGACACCUUGACAGAAGAGGAAACACAGUUCUAUAUUUCAGAGACUGUUCUGGCGAUAGAUGCAAUCCACCAGUUGGGUUUUAUCCAUCGGGAUAUUAAACCAGACAACCUUUUGUUGGAUGCCAAGGGUCAUGUAAAAUUAUCUGAUUUUGGUUUAUGUACGGGAUUAAAGAAAGCUCACAGAACUGAGUUCUACAGAAACCUUACACACAACCCACCAAGUGACUUCUCAUUUCAGAACAUGAACUCAAAGAGGAAAGCAGAAACAUGGAAGAAGAAUCGGAGACAACUGGCAUAUUCUACAGUUGGGACGCCAGAUUACAUUGCACCAGAGGUGUUCAUGCAGACCGGGUACAACAAAUUGUGUGACUGGUGGUCUUUGGGAGUGAUUAUGUAUGAAAUGCUAAUAGGGUACCCACCUUUCUGCUCUGAAACACCUCAAGAAACAUACAGAAAAGUGAUGAACUGGAAAGAAACUCUGGUAUUUCCUCCAGAGGUGCCUAUAUCUGAAAAAGCCAAGGAUUUAAUUCUUAGAUUUUGUAUUGAUUCUGAAAAUAGAAUUGGAAAUAGUGGAGUAGAAGAAAUAAAAGGUCAUCCGUUUUUUGAAGGUGUAGACUGGGGGCACAUCAGGGAAAGGCCAGCAGCAAUCCCUAUAGAAAUCAAAAGCAUUGAUGAUACUUCAAAUUUUGAUGACUUUCCCGAGUCUGAUAUUUUACAACCAGUGCCAAACACCACAGAACCGGACUACAAAUCCAAAGACUGGGUUUUCCUCAAUUAUACAUAUAAAAGGUUUGAAGGGUUGACUCAGCGUGGCUCUAUCCCCACCUACAUGAAACCUGGGAAAUUAUGAAUGAAGAUCACAUUCACCCACAACCAAGAGAACUCAGGUAGCUGCAUCACCAGGCUUGCUUGGCAUAGGAAACAACACACUGAAAUACUCCCGAAGAUGGUGGUGCUUAUGCCUACAAGAGGAAAUUCUACAGGAUUAGGAUUUCUGAGACUGCUAUAGGAAUUGGUUGGCAGUGCCAGCUGGCUUUUUUUUUUUUUUUAAUAUUUUAUUAUUUUUGUUAACUUUAUUAUACGAAGGUACUGGAAUAAAAGAAAUGUACAUCCCUUUCUAACUGCACUGCCUACAUGCGUAUUAAGGUCCAUUCUGCCUGUGUGUGCUGUGGCUUUGUACUGUAACACCUUUAAUCAAUUCAGGAGAAACAUAUCAUUUAAAGCAACAUAGGCUAACCUGUAGGUAACACUGCAGUAUUGCUGUUUUACUGCAAAUCUUAUGGGUCUAGAUAAUCAAUAAAAGCCAUCUUCCAUAGUUGGUGUUAGAACACUUGCCCUACUGGUUUGGACAUCUGUAGAAUACAUAUGAAGACAAUGUCUAUAAUGGUAUUAAGAAAUUUUAAAAAGGAAAUACACUGGUUAUUUAAAAAAUAGAAUUUAUCAUCAUGUUAUAACAUAAACUCCGCAGUAGGGAGUGACAAGUUUAUAACAAGAAGGAAGUUUAACACCUUCACUCAAGCACUCCACUAAUAUAAUUACUUUGCUUUCAGAAAUACUGAUGACUUUUAGAUACCUAGUCUGUGUACUCGUAGGGGAGAUGUACUAUAUUAUAUAAAAUGUAAAGUUGCUUUUCUUGUGACAAGAGGACUUCUUUUUUAACAAGAGGACAUGGCAUUAUUUUAAUUUGAUUAUGGUGAGUUGAAUAUAAGAAAUGACCAUGAAGGCUGCUUGUAGAACCUAGUGUAUUUUUAUUAAACUAUUUUUUUAAAUGUCAAACUUCUGAUCAUGUAAAUGGACUUGUAGAGUACAAAGAGCUAUUUACUUUGGUUUUCUAGGAAGUUGUUACAUAUCAUGGCUGGUUAACUUUUAUUUUUUUUAAUGAAAAAUUUUCCUUUGAUAGUACUUGUAUUAUUGUGCCAUUAUUUUCUUAUACUCCAAAUGUACCAAAGAUCCUGAACAGAGUGGAUGUUCACAACGAAGUAGAAUUUCACUUUCUGGUAAGAAUGCUGUAUUCAGACAUGACAGAUCUUUGCUAGAAAUCAGCUUAUUGAAGGGCAAUAUUGUUCAUGUUUAGCUACAUCACUGUGGAUACUGUAAAUGGAAUUAAGGACAUAUAUGUAGGCCAGAGGUGUUGUGAUUAGAGGAUAAGGGAGAUGAUGCCAAAUUCUUUGGGUACUUCCCUAAGAAUUAAAUAGUCUUUCUAGCACAACAUUUUAAUUCUAAAAUGACUG
Molecule: messenger RNA, 2957 nt
Organism: Pteronotus mesoamericanus
Lineage: Eukaryota; Metazoa; Chordata; Mammalia; Chiroptera; Mormoopidae
Gene: STK38L
Product: serine/threonine kinase 38 like
Exons: 15
Coding region: 182-1576 (464 amino acids)
Biological process (GO): peptidyl-serine phosphorylation; intracellular signal transduction
Molecular function (GO): ATP binding; protein serine/threonine kinase activity
Source: RefSeq, a predicted model, not a curated record